This is a messenger RNA of Vitis riparia (riverbank grape), 2804 nucleotides long. Its product is annotated as SH2 domain-containing protein A-like. Gene Ontology annotation, molecular function: DNA-binding transcription factor activity, RNA polymerase II-specific; RNA polymerase II cis-regulatory region sequence-specific DNA binding. The transcript has 12 exons. Gene Ontology annotation, biological process: signal transduction; regulation of transcription by RNA polymerase II. The record is from RefSeq and is a predicted model, not a curated record. Lineage: Eukaryota; Viridiplantae; Streptophyta; Magnoliopsida; Vitales; Vitaceae. Bases 179 to 2323 code for a protein of 714 amino acids.
GUUAAUUAACAGCCGUCACAAUACAGAGAAAGACGCGCUCGGAAGUCGGAAGAGGGGUUUUCAAAGAAGAGUCCCUGUAGUUAUACACAGAGCAGGAGAGUAAAGAGAGUAGAGACGAGCAGGGAAGACAAGGCACUGACAAAAGCCCAGAAAACCCAGUUAUCAGAAGGCAGUAAUCAUGGCUGAAAAUGUAUCAGAAGACGCCCACGACUAUUCUUUACUCAAGGAUCUCAGAUUGCAAAUCGGUGUUGAAGAUUCAUCUUUCUCCCUCUGCUUUUGGGUUUACCUCAUGAACUCCACUCCAUUUCCUGCUACAAUAAUCGGACAGGUGCAUUCAGACAUCACAGGCAGUGCCCCUUUUCUUGUUUUAAAUGAAAAGAAAAAAAUGAUGCUUUUACCAUUGGUUUAUCUACACAGAGAAGCUCUCUAUCCUGGAAAUUCCACUUCAUGGACUGAAGUUCCCUCUGCAUCUGCAGAGGUUGACUUUCCCCUCAAGAGAUGGGUUCAUGUGGGAUGUGAGGUUGCUACAGAUUUUAUGCGGCUUCACAUUGAUGGCAAGAUUGUGGGAGAGAAGCCUCUAUCUUCCUUGUCUAACAAUGAAUCUGAUUCAAAUGGUUCAGGGAGAGUAACUUUGGUUGGUAUUGGUGGAGAUGAUGCUGUACAGGGUUAUAUCCAUAACGCAAAAAUCUUGCCUUUAACAUUUUCUAUCAAGGAUCACUAUGUUCAGGACCCGCCUUUACAACUAUCUAUUGAUAGUUCAACUGCCUUAGAUAUUGAAGAGGACAGUGAUGGUGUUUGGAGCAUUGUUGGUGGCAAGGCAUCUUGCCGCAGGAAUUUUUCCUUGGAUGUUAUUUUAUUAGAUGCCUUGGGCCAGCCUGUGAACAAGGAAAUAGAGGUUGAUGCUUCACUCUUGUAUGCUGAUAAUGGGGAACCGGUUGAGAAGCCAAAUGAUUCAGAAGCUCCUCUUCUAACGAGCUAUGAUGGGAUAGAAUUUUCUUCUUCUGAUAGGCCAAGUAAACUAUCAAAUGGACGUGCAUCCUUUAAGCUCAAGAUAUCUCAGCUCUCUUCCAAGUGUGAUAAUAGAUUGUUCCACAUUAAGUUUUCCAUACCAAAAAUUGGAACAUAUCCUUUCCUAGAGACCAUCUCCCAUUCAAUUCGUUGUAUCUCACGGAAUCGUAAUACCCGGUCCUCCUCUCUGAUGUGUAAAAGAUCUUCCUCUGUUGUCCAUCCUCUCAGUGGAUCUCAGUCAUCUGGGCUGGAUGACCUAUCAUCUGAUAUUCAGCACAGUAAUUUACGUGAAUUAAAGCCAAGUCCAUCAUUAAAGCGGAUCAAAUCAGGACAAGAAAAAUCAUCUGCAACAUUUAUGGUUGAUCCAACCAUGGACCAACCUGAUGAGGAAUGCAAUUCACAUGCCUGGACUUCUAAUCAGGUCAAUAAUGUGUGUCAGACACAUUUGGAGGGCAGACCAGAAAAUGUUGAAGAAACGGAAAAUUCUUCAUCUCAUUCGGAGAGCACUGAAGAAGGAAACCCAUUUUUCAACAAUAUGUCGAGUUAUAAAAAUCAAAUUUCAGAUUUAACCAUUUUCAAGUAUUGCUUGGGAGGCAAUGCUGAUAGGUGUCUUCUGCUCAAAGAGAUUGCAUCCUUUGCUUCUGAACAAGAGUUGGAAGACUUUGCACAGAUGGUUGCUCUAUACUCGGGAUGUUCCCACCACCGGUGCCAAAUAAUAAUCACAAGGAAAUUGAUAGAGGAGGGAACAAAAGCUUGGAAUUUGAUCUCUCAAAACAAUCACCAGGUGCAUUGGGAGAAUGUGGUUUUUGAAAUUGAUGAAUUAUUCAUGAAGAUUGCUCACUGCAGUACUAGAUCUCUAACACAUCAGGACUUAGAGCUUUUGAGGAGAAUUUCUGGAUGCCAGGAGUACCUUGACCGGGAAAAUUUUGAUAAAAUGUGGUAUUGGCUAUAUCCUGUUGCUUUUACAUUAUCAAGAGAUUGGAUAAAUGCAACUUGGUGUUCUGCCUCACCAAAGUGGAUAGAAGGGUUUGUUACGAAAGAAGAAGCAGAGUCUUCACUUCAAGGUCCAAGGGGCCUUCAACAACCUGGGACAUUUAUACUGCGGUUUCCGACUUCAAGGAGCUGGCCCCACCCAGACGCUGGUAGCUUAAUUGUGACAUACAUUGGCAGUGAUUACAAUCUUCACCACAGGAUGCUUUCCCUUGAUAAUAUUUACAGUUCUGAUGAAACGGUGAGAAACAUGAAACCUCUAGAAGAUAUGCUACUGGCAGAGCCCGAGCUCUCUCGACUUGGAAGGAUAAUAAGAAACCACUGAGCUUACUUCAAACACACUAUGAACCUCGUCCCCAAGGGAAAGAUGUGUUUGGCAUUGCCCAAUCUCUACAUUAUAUUGGGGUGGAGUGUUGAGGGAGAUCCUAAUUCUUAUUUUAGUGGCCUGUAUUCCUGUAGUCAUAUUAAGAAAGUAAAUGUCCAACAUAUAGAAGCUCAGGAUGUCUUUAUCAAGAAAUGUUUCAUUUACAAGACAGAGAUGCUGAAAUUGAAAAGCAUUGUUUUAGAAUUGGAUGUGUGUGUGAGAAAGAGAGAGGGUGCUGGGCUAUUCAAGUGGUAGAAGAAUUUAGAUAUACAACAUCAUUCAUAAUGGCCUUCAAACAUUGUGAAUAGAAUGUGAUGCCCUUUCCCCCACUACUUUUACAUGAAAACAUUAUAUCAAAGCUAGUGUAUGAUGCAUUGCAAAAAAAUUGAAGAUGCUGUUGAGUUCAGUUUAGAUAUAAAAUGAGGCUGCCAACUUUAAAUGA